Messenger RNA from Carassius auratus (goldfish), 3374 nucleotides. Its product is annotated as kin of IRRE-like protein 1. NCBI's taxonomy places the organism in Eukaryota, Metazoa, Chordata, Actinopteri, Cypriniformes, Cyprinidae. Gene Ontology annotation, molecular function: cell adhesion molecule binding. Gene Ontology annotation, biological process: cell-cell adhesion. The transcript has 15 exons. The record is from RefSeq and is a predicted model, not a curated record. The coding region runs from base 655 to 2922 and encodes 755 amino acids. Gene Ontology annotation, cellular component: plasma membrane; cell-cell junction.
CGUAGGCCAACGGCUGUCCCUGUAGACUAAGAACUACUUCAUUCUCAAACUCUAUGUUCCCUAGUGAAAGAAAGAAAAAGCGCUUGUUUUAUUCCUCGAGCCAACAUCCAGUCAACAGAACGACAGUCAGUGAGGAUCGUAUCCUCGCCUUGCCGCUGCAUUAGAAGAGAGAAAGAGCGAAGAGAGCAGUACGGAGGGAACUGUGCGCAGGAGGAGGCGUUUAUGUGCGCUAUAGAGCUGUGGUGCUGAAACGCGCUCAGUUGCACCGGCGAGCGGAGCCCCGCUGAACGGGAGAAACGGAGUUUUUCUAUCACCCCUGUACGGAGGAUCUUCUUGUACUUGGAUUGAUGCAAAACAUGCGCAUUAAAGCAACCUGAUUUGAACAAAAUUGUGUUGGGAAAUAUUACGUGAACGUUCGAAAGAAAGUUCUAAACUUUAAAGAGACCGCAAGCAUUGAUGCUUAGACUGUGUUCAGAUGGCAGUAGAGACUUCCAGCUCCCAGAGCUGAGCUUAACAUAAUCUGCCGGUUAUUUUAUUUUAUUUUCCUAAUUCAAGAGGUGGGCGAGGACCAGCUUCCACAUUCUGUCCAUCCGGAGCUUUCGUGCGCACACUUUUAGUCUGGACUGCAGGACAAGUGUUGAAGACUCCGGAAAGAUGUUGACGUUUUACAUCGCAUUGUGCCUUUUAGGAACAGUGUCUCAAGCAGCCUACUUUUCUAAGCAGCCCCAGGACCAAGUAGUGGUUGCUGGCCAAUCAGUAACCUUGCCCUGUGUGAUUGUGGGAUACCGGGGCAUGGUGCAGUGGACCAAAGAUGGUUUGGCGCUAGGCGGCGAACGAGACCUACCAGGUUGGGCACGUUACUCUCUGAUGGGAGACCCGCUAUCAGGAGAGCACAGCUUGGUGAUCGAUUCAGCUGAGCUGGGCGAUGAUGCGAUCUACGAGUGUCAAGCCACACAAGCUGGGCUACGAUCACACAGAGCCAAACUGACGGUGCUGGUGCCACCUUCAGAUCCCGUAGUGGAGGGAGGGCCAGUGCUCCGCCUGAAAGCUCAUACUGCUCAUAAUCUGACAUGCCGGGCAUCUGGGGCCAAACCUGCUGCAGAGAUUACCUGGUACAGGGAUGGAGAGAUAAUGCAUGAUGCCAUCUACAUAAAGACUUUGAUGGAGGAUGGAAAGAGAGAAACAGCGGUUAGCAUGCUACCCAUGGUGCCGGAGGACAGUGACUCUGGACGUACCUACACCUGCAGGGUCCUAAACCCAGCUGCCCCUGCAGGUCGCCAAACUUCGGUUACCAUCAGUGUUCAGCAUCCUCCGUCUGUGACUCUCUCUGUUCAGCCUCAGACGGUGAUGGAGGGAGCAAAAGUGUUGUUCAUUUGCUCUGCCUCUGCCAACCCUGAGAUUACAGGUUACAGAUGGUCCAAGGGUGGGGUUCCUAUCUCGGAGGCUAAUGGUGACAGCCUGGAGGUGACCGUAGACCACUCUUACUUCACAGACCCAGUGUCCUGCGAGGUAUCCAACUCAGUAGGGAGUACUAAUGUCAGCACCUUGGUUGAUGUACAAUUUGGUCCAAGGUUGCUGACAGAACCGAAACCCCAGACAGUGGACACAGGGAUGGAUGCUGCCUUCACGUGCUCAUGGACGGGCAACCCUCCUCUCACUCUGGCCUGGACAAAACAAGGCUCCAAUGUGGUGCUCAGCAAUAGUAACACCCUUCAGCUGAAGGCAGUUACCCAAAAGGAUUCUGGGACAUACACCUGCAAAGCCAUUGUGCCUCGGAUUGGUGUGGCAGAGAGAGAUGUUACUCUAACAGUCAAUGGCCCUCCCAUCAUCACGGCUGAGGCCACGCAACAGGCCGUCAGGCAUUCCAAGGGCAAGCUGGAGUGUCUAGUGGGCAGCAGCCCUCCUCCUGACAAGAUUGUAUGGACAUUUGGGGACAUGAUCUUGUCAUCUGGCUCUUCUGGUCGUUUUUCCGUGCAGACAGUACACAGUGACCGAGGGGUCCUUUCCUCGCUAAUCCUCUCAGAGACUCUGGCCCAAGAUUUCCAGCUUCGGUACAACUGCACUGCGUGGAACCGCUUCGGUUCAGGCAUGGCACUGGUCACUCUUGAAGAGGAAGAAGCCCUCCCCUUGCUAAUCAUCAUUGGAGCAUCGGUGGCCGGAGGCUGUGUCUUCAUCGUUUGUGUCAUUACCCUGGUUUCCUUCUGCUACCGCCACACUGCUAAAGGCAAAAAGGGCACACGCCUGUCUAAGAGCGACAUCCGCGUACAAAUCGUGCACAGUGACCACAACGCAGCAAGAGGAAAUGACGAUGAAGAGGACGUGAAGGAGCCUAUGGCUCCCAACAGCAGUGAGUCUCCAGGAACGUCUCGCACAGAGCACAGCGACCUGCUGGAAGAGGAGGAGGAUGAGAGAUCAGAUAUCAAGGACCCCACCAAUGGGUACUACAAUGUGCGGGCUCACGAGGACCGCCACAUUACAAGAACCGGCUUCUCCGAAUAUGUCCCUAAUGCACGUCCAGUCUACACUCCUUCUCAGCUUCCCUCGCCGAGCCCCUUAUACGGCCAGCACUCCACUCAGCCUCGGAUUUAUGACUUCUCCCAGCGUUAUGCCACAACCCCUGCCACACGCACAACCUAUGAGCAACAGCAAUCACAACAGCCGCAGCAACAACAGCAAACUCCCACCAUCUACCCUCAGGAGCCAGUCUAUGCGGGCUCCGCCUACCUGCCCGCCACCUAUGGCCGUGCCUUCACGAGCUACGUCAAACCUGCAUCCUACGAGAAGGUUGACGGGUAUGAGCAUUCAGACCAGGCCAGCAAGGUGUCCAGCUCUUCUCGAUUCUCAUACGCAUCCUCGCAGGUGUCGUCGCCGCAGUCUGAUUAUGGACGGCCCUCUCAGCAACGCAUGCAGACUCAUGUGUGAUGGCUCCCUCGAAGGUGUCUAGCACGAUCAUCAUCGUGGUCAACAAGGACUUUCUUCUGAAUGGGUUCAGGAGGGAUUAAGCCAACUUUACACUGAGAUUCAAGAGGUGGAAAAGCUUUAUUGCUGUAUUGAAGUGAAUGUUGGAUCAAUGGGAAACUUUGGGAAGAACUACAAUGUGCCACUCAAGCUUGGAAGUCACCAUCAAGCUACUAAUUCUCUUUGACCAAACAUUGAACUUUUAAGGGAAAUAAACACCGUCCAUUAAUCCAUCUCUAUGGCACUGUAUUUCCAUUAAAAAUGGUUCUGGCACUGACCCUUCUAGAUCUUGGAGAAGGAAGGCAGUGCUUUGGAGAAGGGAGGUGUCCUCAUGAACUAACCUUUGCAAAUGGGGACAUGCUUAUGACACUAUGCUGAAACAAUCAUAAUUACAUAAUCUUAAAAAAAAAAAAAAA